Molecule: messenger RNA, 1092 nt
Organism: Candida albicans SC5314
Lineage: Eukaryota; Fungi; Ascomycota; Pichiomycetes; Serinales; Debaryomycetaceae
Gene: TAF4
Product: Taf4p
Exons: 1
Coding region: 1-1092 (363 amino acids)
Biological process (GO): transcription initiation at RNA polymerase II promoter
Cellular component (GO): transcription factor TFIID complex
Molecular function (GO): RNA polymerase II general transcription initiation factor activity; DNA binding
Source: RefSeq, a predicted model, not a curated record
AUGACAAGUACACCUCAAGAAUCCUCUAAUUUGAAGAGACAAUUAGAAAACAGUGAGGACUCCAGCUCACCAAAUAAGAAAUCUAAAACAGAGACUACCACGGAAAACCAGAGCUCAUGGGAGUCUGACUUUAAUAGUUUACCGGUGGAAUUACUACAAACUGAAACAAAUGGUACAUCACCAGCACCAGCACCAGCAACACCGAUCGAUACCACCAAUGUAUCAAACUCAAAGGAACGUGAUCAGGAUACUUCUAAAUUAAAUGAUGCGAUUGCUGCUGCAGGAGUUGAUAUUCAACAAGAAGAAGAGAUAUUAUUACAACAACAAUUAAAUAGAAAAUCUGCAGAGGGUAUGGCAAGCAAUCUAAAAAGUGUGAUCAGGUCCAGCAAACUGCCUCCAUUUCUACACAAUUACCAUUUAGCUGCCUUUAUUGAUAAAGUGGCUAAACAAAAUGGAAUUCAACAGAAUUUCUUAAUGGAUGGUGAGAUGUUGGAAUUAAUUUCAGCUGCUUGUGAGACUUGGUUAAGUAAUCUAGCAACAAAAACGAUAAUCUUGUCACGCCACAGGAGAAGGGGAAUACCUGUUAUUAAUAAGAAGUCAGGAAGUAGUUCAGUUCCAAGAUCAGAAAUUUCAAAAGAAUUGAGAAGCUUGGCCUUAAAACAAAAGGAAAUGGAAGAGAAACGAGUGAAUAAAAGAGUGAUGUUGGGGUUGGAAAAAAGCACCAAAGACGCAUCCAAAAAUGACGAAAAUGGUGAAUCAAAAGCUGGUGCUGAAGAAACAUUACAUCGUGCAGCAAAUGCUACAGCUGCAAUGAUGACUAUGAAUCCCGGGAGAAAGAAAUAUAGUUGGAUGACUUCAAGUGCUACAGCAGGCGGUGGGUCAGACUUUGGUAAAUCAAGUGGUGGCUCAUCAAAGGACUCGGGAAAACACCAAAGUCCUAUUAUUUCAGUACGUGGUGAUAAUGGCCUUAGGUUUAGAGAAAUAAGGUCAGGUAAUUCCAUUAUUAUGAAAGAUUUGUUAGGCGCAAUUGAAGAUGAAAAAAUGGGUACGAGAAAUGCUGUAAUAAAAGGAUAUGCAAAAUUGAAAGAUUAA